Homo sapiens (human) is the source of this 1963-nucleotide messenger RNA. It is a transcript of the gene DHRS7, whose product is annotated as dehydrogenase/reductase 7. The coding region runs from base 517 to 1116 and encodes 199 amino acids. Gene Ontology annotation, molecular function: all-trans-retinol dehydrogenase (NADP+) activity; 3-alpha-hydroxysteroid 3-dehydrogenase [NAD(P)+] activity. The record is from RefSeq and is marked validated. Gene Ontology annotation, biological process: retinol metabolic process. The transcript is spliced from 7 exons. Gene Ontology annotation, cellular component: endoplasmic reticulum membrane. NCBI's taxonomy places the organism in Eukaryota, Metazoa, Chordata, Mammalia, Primates, Hominidae.
GAAGGGGUGGCGCUGCGAUCCCGCAGGGCAGCGACGCGACUCUGGUGCGGGCCGUCUUCUUCCCCCCGAGCUGGGCGUGCGCGGCCGCAAUGAACUGGGAGCUGCUGCUGUGGCUGCUGGUGCUGUGCGCGCUGCUCCUGCUCUUGGUGCAGCUGCUGCGCUUCCUGAGGGCUGACGGCGACCUGACGCUACUAUGGGCCGAGUGGCAGGGACGACGCCCAGAAUGGGAGCUGACUGAUAUGGUGGUGUGGGUGACUGGAGCCUCGAGUGGAAUUGGUGAGGAGCUGGCUUACCAGUUGUCUAAACUAGGAGUUUCUCUUGUGCUGUCAGCCAGAAGAGUGCAUGAGCUGGAAAGGGUGAAAAGAAGAUGCCUAGAGAAUGGCAAUUUAAAAGAAAAAGAUAUACUUGUUUUGCCCCUUGACCUGACCGACACUGGUUCCCAUGAAGCGGCUACCAAAGCUGUUCUCCAGGAGUUUGGUAGAGUAAGUAAUCGACAUUCUGGUCAACAAUGGUGGAAUGUCCCAGCGUUCUCUGUGCAUGGAUACCAGCUUGGAUGUCUACAGAAAGCUAAUAGAGCUUAACUACUUAGGGACGGUGUCCUUGACAAAAUGUGUUCUGCCUCACAUGAUCGAGAGGAAGCAAGGAAAGAUUGUUACUGUGAAUAGCAUCCUGGGUAUCAUAUCUGUACCUCUUUCCAUUGGAUACUGUGCUAGCAAGCAUGCUCUCCGGGGUUUUUUUAAUGGCCUUCGAACAGAACUUGCCACAUACCCAGGUAUAAUAGUUUCUAACAUUUGCCCAGGACCUGUGCAAUCAAAUAUUGUGGAGAAUUCCCUAGCUGGAGAAGUCACAAAGACUAUAGGCAAUAAUGGAGACCAGUCCCACAAGAUGACAACCAGUCGUUGUGUGCGGCUGAUGUUAAUCAGCAUGGCCAAUGAUUUGAAAGAAGUUUGGAUCUCAGAACAACCUUUCUUGUUAGUAACAUAUUUGUGGCAAUACAUGCCAACCUGGGCCUGGUGGAUAACCAACAAGAUGGGGAAGAAAAGGAUUGAGAACUUUAAGAGUGGUGUGGAUGCAGACUCUUCUUAUUUUAAAAUCUUUAAGACAAAACAUGACUGAAAAGAGCACCUGUACUUUUCAAGCCACUGGAGGGAGAAAUGGAAAACAUGAAAACAGCAAUCUUCUUAUGCUUCUGAAUAAUCAAAGACUAAUUUGUGAUUUUACUUUUUAAUAGAUAUGACUUUGCUUCCAACAUGGAAUGAAAUAAAAAAUAAAUAAUAAAAGAUUGCCAUGAAUCUUGCAAAAAAGGUAUUAACUCAUACUAUAUUCUUGGAUAAAAUAACCUUUUAAAAUACUUUAGCACAUAUGCUUAAAAUCUAAGUUAACAGAUUUGUCUUAGUCCAUUUGUGCUGCUAUAACAAAAUACCACAGAUUUGGUAAUUUAUAAACAACAGAAAUCUGUUUUUCCUGGCUCUUGAGGCUGGGAAUUCCAAGACCAAUGCACCAGCAGAAUUAGUGUCUGGUGAAGGCUGAUCUCUGCUUCCAAGAUGGCACCUCAUUGCUGCAUCCUCCACAGUGGAGGAAUGUAUGUCCUCACAUGGUGGAAGGGACAGAAGGGAAAGAGGAGCAAAAUGCUUUCAAAAGAGCAUUUAAUCUCAUUCAUUACUCAGUCACCUCUUAAAGGCCACAUCCUUUAAUACUGUUGCUUUGGGGAUUAAGUUUCGACAUGAAUUUUGGAGGGGACAAAAACAUCCAAACCAUAGCAACAUAAAUGUAUAGAAUAUUUCACACAAAGCAGAGUGCUGGGUAAUGACCAGAUAUAAAGAAGUAUUUGAAAUGACCUUACCUCCAAGAUGCUUAUACUCUUAGAAAAGUUGACAGGUACAGAUGGCUGUAAUUUGAAGCAGCAGGUAGGAUUCAUUGCACCUAUUAUUCAUUAAACACCUGUUGUAUGUCUUCUACUGUA